AUGGUCAACACCAAGGCCCCCGCUGCCUUCCCGCCGCCCAAGACCGAUAAACCUCGCCCCCACAUCUGCGGCACUUGCCAGCGCUCCUUCGCCCGCCUGGAGCAUCUCAAGCGACAUGAGCGGUCGCACACUAAGGAGAAACCGUUCGAGUGUCCCGAAUGCGCACGGUGCUUUGCUCGCCGGGACCUGCUUUUGCGGCACCAGCAGAAGCUACAUCAGACAACGACGCCGUCGUCCCGACCCCGCAAUCGCCGCGAGAGCGCGAGUGGGGCGACACCGGGUGCCAGCCGGGUCCGGAAGAAUAGCGUCGUGGGCCCCGGUGCCGCCGCCGCCGGCAACAAUGCCGCUUCCAUGAGGCCUAGGGCAAACACGAUCAGCCAUAUCGAUAAUGCGGCCAUCCAGAUGAUGGCUGCUGCCACUGCCCAGACCUCAAGGAUGCCGCCCACCCACAGCCGCCAUCCAAGUUUGAUUGGGUUGCCAACCCAUCACGGUCUUGAAGCCUAUGGCAUGGCUUCUGCCUUGGCCCAUCGCGGAGCGCCACUCGGUUUGCCCAAGCUCGAGACGCACGGGAUCAGCGGCAUGGACUUUUCUGGUGGCCUUCGGACAGCUCCAGCAAUGCCAUUCGGCUCCGAGUUCGACAUGGAGGGUAGCUUGUUUUUUGGCGGCUCCUCGGGUUCCACUAUCAAUCCCAAUGCUCUACACUACAACGACUCCCCACCGUCGAUGGCUAUGGACGCCCUCUCAUCUUUCCCUCAUGGGCUCCCCGACAUGUCGGCCGCCACACAAUCGCUGGACGACUUCGACUGGGUAACAGGCUUCGAUCACACAAUGUCGUUCAACAAUGGGCCGGUAGAGACCGCCGUGGACGGUUCCUCGCCCUCCGCACUGAGCACCACAAGCCAGAGCGGCAUCAGCGAUGUCAUGGUGGACGGCUCGAAUCACCACACCGCCACGGCGGCGACGAGCUCGAUGUGGCAGACGUCUAUCAUGGGGCCCCCACAAAUGAGUAACCCCUUCGCCCUUGACAUCGGCGGCUCCGUCUUCCCAGAUCUCUUGAACGGCGCGCCCGUGUCGCCGCAACCAUCGUCCGCCAAACCCAUGGGGGAGACAUAUUUCUCGACUCCUUCACCCUCGCUGCUCUCGAGCUUGAACACGCAGAACAUGAACCAAGCGCUCAGUUUUGGUGCCGGUCCGGAGACGCCGUCCUCGAUGAAUGGUAGUAAUCAUGGCACCCUACCCGUCUCGACAAUCACUGAUUCAACAAGAAAUGCCAUCCUAGGUGCCCUGUCGGCCUCCCAGGCGUCCCAGUUUGCCGUCCCCGAUCACCGCUAG
Molecule: messenger RNA, 1332 nt
Organism: Chaetomium globosum CBS 148.51
Lineage: Eukaryota; Fungi; Ascomycota; Sordariomycetes; Sordariales; Chaetomiaceae
Exons: 2
Coding region: 1-1332 (443 amino acids)
Biological process (GO): regulation of transcription by RNA polymerase II
Cellular component (GO): chromatin
Molecular function (GO): RNA polymerase II cis-regulatory region sequence-specific DNA binding; DNA-binding transcription factor activity, RNA polymerase II-specific
Source: RefSeq, a predicted model, not a curated record